Molecule: messenger RNA, 811 nt
Organism: Magallana angulata
Lineage: Eukaryota; Metazoa; Mollusca; Bivalvia; Ostreida; Ostreidae
Exons: 2
Coding region: 414-806 (130 amino acids)
Source: RefSeq, a predicted model, not a curated record
CAGUCAUAAAAAAAUGUGCAAACUAAGUACACCUGCAUUUUAUAAAUGUAAAUUUGCAUAUCAUAAUUGUUCUGGAGACUAUACAUGUAUUUGGUAUAUUAAAUAGAUUGCAUAUUCUCUUUUGACCUAAAAAUUGAUAUUCAGCUGGCUGAAUUUCUUAGCUUUUUAAAAAGCUAACCUUGUAAUAAUUUCCAGUAGGUUGUUUAGUUUUAUUUCACAUUUAUUUGCCAUCAAAGGGAAGAUCAUGCAGACCAGCAAAGAGCAGAUCUUUCAGAGUGACUGCAUACAUUGUCAUGGAAUCAAAACUUUUUAGUGUGCAGUAAGAACUGAGAAUAAUAGCUAUGUCCUUAAAGAGAUAACAUUUCUAACUAGUCUAUAGUUAUCUAAUGUGAACAUUAUUUUUUAUAGAUAAAAUGGGUCGACAUUCCACCAAUGAAAAAAGGCAGAAAAGAAGGGAAAAAAGACGUAAUAAAAGACUGGAAAAGGCAAGGAAAGAAACUAGCAAACCAGAAAAGUUUGAAACUGUCUCUCCUAUGAACUUGGACAUCGUAGAUGACACCUUUGAUACCACAGAAAAGGAGAUUGAACUGGAAAUCAAAGAAAGGGGAAUCAGAAUUGACGAUACAUUUGUGGCAAAAAGAAACAGAACAGCUCAAGAACUGUUUGGAGCAGAGGACAGAGAAGUGGUUAAACUUAAGAAGAUCCUAGAGGAUGAGCAACACAAAAGAGACAAAUUGUUAAGAUUUACUGAUCAUUGUAUUUUUUUAGUCAAAAAAUGUAGAAACUGUAAAUUUUGCAGGCCAUAGUGUAU